AAACCAACUGAGCCGCUCUGUUUAGCAAUCUUGAGAAACCAGAAAAAAAAAAUGGCAGCAGAAGAAGUGGCGCUGGAUCUGGAUGAGCUCCGACAUAUUCAGAGCAUUGCAAAACGACCUCGUAUCCUCAAUCUCAUCUCCUCCGAAAUCAGCAACUUGGAAAAGUUGUCAAAAGAGGCUGCUCCAAAACCUACCUUGCCGAUUCCUGCUCCUAUUUCUACUGGAGUGAAGAUGCCUUCCUCUCCAGCUCUGAAUUAUGUUACACUCGGGUCAUUCAGCUGGGAGCAAGAUGCUGAUAAAGUCAAGAUAUAUAUAUUUUUGGAGGGAGUUGAUCAGGAGAAAAUGGAGACUGAGAUAAAACCUACUUCCUUUGAUAUCAAAUUGCAUGAUGUCCAAGGAAAGAACUACAGAUGUGCCAUACCUAAACUUCACAACAAGAUUCUGCCAGAGAACUGUAAGGUGCUAGUUAAGCCUACAAGGGUUGUGAUCACAUUGACUAAAGCUUCAAAGGAGCAUUGGCUGGAUCUGCAUUACAAGGAGGACAAGCUGAAACCGAAUCUGGAUAAGGAGAAGGAUCCUAUGGCAGGAAUUAUGGACUUGAUGAAGAAUAUGUACAAUGAAGGAGAUGAAGAAAUGAAGCGAACAAUUGCCAAAGCAUGGACUGAUGCCAGAUCUGGAAAGACAGCCGAUCCACUGAAGGGGUUCAAAUAAAAUGUGAAUUCAAUUCCCUAGCUUUGAAUGAGUUGGUUUCCUAGUGAUAUUUUAUCCUACUUAUGUACUAGUUUUUGUUGGAACCCUUCGUUUGAAUCGGUUUACGUUAUUAUAAGAAGAUUCUACAGUUAAAGAAUUGUCUAAAAA
This is a messenger RNA of Argentina anserina (silverweed cinquefoil), 858 nucleotides long. RefSeq lists its product as uncharacterized. The record is from RefSeq and is a predicted model, not a curated record. Bases 52 to 711 code for a protein of 219 amino acids. Gene Ontology annotation, molecular function: S100 protein binding; tubulin binding; ubiquitin protein ligase binding. The transcript is spliced from 5 exons. Lineage: Eukaryota; Viridiplantae; Streptophyta; Magnoliopsida; Rosales; Rosaceae.